AUGGAGUCAAGGGCGAGUUCGAUCGUUGCAGCGAAGCGCGAGUCUGUCCCCACUGCUGGCAGUGUUUUCUUCGUCUCGUCUAAUGGGCGCGUGCUCAAGUUGCCGAUCCCAAGUAAAUCGUAUCGGGAUCCGCUUACGUGGUCUUGGACGAAGAGGCUUUUGGGUUUUUUGGCGCUGCAGUGCUUUUCGAUGGCUGCGUCGUUUGAGCUCAAUCUGCCGGGGCUGUUGCUCCAGGCAAUUGGGGAGGAGUUCAAGAACAAGCCAAUGGGUCCUUUUGGAGUACAGUCGUUAUCGUCGGCGAUGACUCUCUUUACUGGAGUUGGAUACUUGAUCGGCAUUCCGCUAUCCACAGCAGUUGGACGACGACCUAUUGUUGUUGGUGCCGCUGUGGUGACCACUCUGUCGACCCUUUGGGCUGGCUAUGCUGGAUCAUUCUUGCAAUUAAUUGCUGCCCUCAGCUUACAAGCCCUCGCGGCAGGAUCAGCAACAGGGAUGUUCAUCCUCAUCCUCAUCGACGCCACCUUCAUCCACGAACGUCCCAGCGCUCUCUCACUAUUCUGGUGCACAGGCUCAGCACUCAUCAAACUCGCCCUCUUAAUCCUCCCAUUAACAACCGACACUACACUAACCUGGCGAUGUGUAUACAAAGUCUGGGUUGCACCGUGCAUACUCGCAUUCAUUUUAGUUCUCUUCUGUGUCCCCGAGACAUACUUCCUCCGUCCUCCCGUCGCACUCGAUGGCCGAGUGCUAGUUCAAAGCAGCUCCGAGAAAGUAGAGAUCUAUGGAGGGUGGGAUGAAAUUGAGCUGAUCCGGAAUGACAAGCCUCUACCUGACUUGCCGUCUUCUUGGUCAAUCUGGUCUCACUUCAAAGUCUCGAGAGCACCUGGCACAAAGUGGGAGUCAGUGCUCGCUACAUACGGACAAAUGUUCUUGUGUAUUCUCAACCCUCUUACCUUUUGGGUCUCUCUACUUACCGGCAUCAUCCUCAGCGGUGUCAUCUUCCUGAAUCUCACACAGCCCAGCGCUCUUAUUGCAAUGUACGGUGCCAAAGAAACAGGAUGUAUCAAUAUCUUGCUUGGCGUCGCAGGUGUUGUUGGCUCUAUUCUCGCAUUCCCUCUCACAGGACCAUUCGCUUCCUGGUUCACGCGAUGCUACACCUUUCGCAAAGGUGGUAUUCGCCACGCCGAAGUCUACCUGGCUCUAUUUUCCAUCCCUGUCAUUACCGGCCUAACAAGCGUGCUUCUCAAUGGCCUCGCCCUUGUCAACAGAUGGCCUUCCGUCUGGAUCUACAUCACCUCAGCUAUUAGCAUCAUCAGUUAUCUCACUGGCAACGUCGCCUUUACUCUCUGGAUCACCGAGGCUUUCCCGCGAUGGGCAGCAGCAGCGCUCGCUGUUCAACUGUUCACUGGAAACAUGUUUGGUUUCGGGAUUGGCACUGCCAUAGCGCCUUGGGUUCAGGAGGGUCAUAUUCUACAACCAACUAUCCUCAUCUUUGUCUUGAUGCUUGUUAUGGGAGCCAUGGCGGUCCCGGCGGCGUUUUGGGGCAAGACCGUAAGGCAGUAUAUCCAAGGACGAUGGAGUGACUCUGAGAGAACUGCGCUUCGCCCUCAGUAGGUAAGCGAUGUAUCAAAAAAGGACCUUGGGUCCAUGUACAAGCCAUGUGAUGGCACAAGAAAAGUGUUUUCUUAGCGUUCAGAG
Fusarium oxysporum Fo47 is the source of this 1698-nucleotide messenger RNA. Its product is annotated as major facilitator superfamily domain-containing protein. Gene Ontology annotation, biological process: transmembrane transport. NCBI's taxonomy places the organism in Eukaryota, Fungi, Ascomycota, Sordariomycetes, Hypocreales, Nectriaceae. The transcript has 3 exons. The record is from RefSeq and is a predicted model, not a curated record. The coding region runs from base 1 to 1614 and encodes 537 amino acids. Gene Ontology annotation, molecular function: transmembrane transporter activity.